Messenger RNA from Cordyceps fumosorosea ARSEF 2679, 1098 nucleotides. Its product is annotated as WD40 repeat-like-containing domain protein. Gene Ontology annotation, molecular function: phosphatidylinositol-3-phosphate binding; phosphatidylinositol-3,5-bisphosphate binding; protein binding. The record is from RefSeq and is a predicted model, not a curated record. Lineage: Eukaryota; Fungi; Ascomycota; Sordariomycetes; Hypocreales; Cordycipitaceae. Gene Ontology annotation, biological process: autophagy of mitochondrion; protein localization to phagophore assembly site; protein lipidation. Bases 1 to 1098 code for a protein of 365 amino acids. The transcript has 3 exons. Gene Ontology annotation, cellular component: cytosol; extrinsic component of membrane; phagophore assembly site membrane.
AUGAAUGUUCGGCCGCCUAUAGAAUCGUCAAGCCCGACGGCUGUGCUGUCAGUCUCAUUCAACAACGAUGCCAGCUGUUUCGCCGUUGGCCUAGAGUCAGGCAUUUGCAAUUUCAAUGCCGGUAUUGGCCUGGUGCGCAUGAUGGGCAUGACUAACUACCUCGCGCUUGUCGGUGGCGGACGCUCUCCCAAAUUCGCCAUGAACAAGGCAAUAAUAUGGGACGAUAUGAAAGGAAAGACAGCGCUAGAAAUUGCCGCCCUCAGCUCCGUCCGAGGCGUCCAGCUUGGCCGUGAGCGCAUAGCCGUGGUGCUUCAGAGCAGCGUUCGCGUCUACUCGUUUUCCAAGCCUCCAAACUUGCUUCACGUCUAUGAGACGGCGGACAACCUCGCUGGGCUGUGCUGCAUGUCGGACAAGAAGCUUGCCUUUCCCGGUCGCACAGCCGGCCAAAUCCAGCUCGUCGAGCUCUCCAACGGCAACGUCAGCAUCAUCCCAGCCCACUCAUCCGCCCUCAAGGCCAUCCAGCUCAGCCCAGACGGUGAGCUCCUCGCCAGUGCCAGUGCGACGGGCACCCUGAUCCGCGUCUACUCGACUAGCAACUGUGCCAAAAUUGCCGAGCUGCGUCGCGGCAUCGACCCCGCCACCAUUUACUCAUUGGCCUUCUCUCCGUCUGGAGACUACCUGGCUUGUACUUCUGACAAGUCCACACUGCACAUCUUCGAUGUCCCUCACCCGCGACGCGCAGCACCACAUCGCAGCCAACAGCUCGGUGGCGGCAGUGAGGCGGAUCCUGGCAAAUGGGGCAUUUUGGGCAAAAUUCCGCUCAUGCCACGCGUCUUCUCCGACGUCUACUCCUUUGCCUCUGCGCCUUUUGAAGCAGGCGACGAGGGCAUGAUUGGCGGUAUUCCCUUUUCCGAGGCCUCGACCUUGGGGACGACGAAGCUUUGCAAAGGCGUAAUUGGCUGGACGAGUAAUGACAGUCUUGUCGUUAUCGGGGCAGGGCAAGAUGCUCGAUGGGAAAAGUUUGCCAUCACCGAAGGAGAGGAUGGCAAACGGUAUUGCAUAAGGGAGGGUUGGAAACGAUACCUUGGAAACACAUAA